This is a messenger RNA of Equus caballus (horse), 1323 nucleotides long. It is a transcript of the gene CASP6, whose product is annotated as caspase 6. Gene Ontology annotation, cellular component: cytoplasm. Lineage: Eukaryota; Metazoa; Chordata; Mammalia; Perissodactyla; Equidae. Gene Ontology annotation, biological process: apoptotic process; positive regulation of neuron apoptotic process. The record is from RefSeq and is a predicted model, not a curated record.
CGGAGGAAGGGGCGGGGGCUGCGGGCGGCAGGAAGCGUUGGCGGGCGGCGGGCUCGGCGGCCGGAGGAGCUCGGGGUGCCCUGCAGGUGAAGAACAAAACAUGACCGAAAUAGAUGCCUUCUAUAAAAGAGAAAUGUUUGAUCCGGCAGAAAAGUACAAAAUGGACCACAAAAGGAGAGGAAUUGCUCUAAUCUUCAAUCAUGAGAGGUUCUUCUGGCACCUAACCCUGCCGGACAGGCGGGGCACGAGCGCAGACAGAGACAAUCUGAUGCGCAGGUUUUCAGAUCUGGGAUUUGAAGUGAAAUGCUUUAAUGAUCUUAAAGCAGAAGAAUUGCUGUUGAAAAUUUACGAGGUGUCAACCUCUAGCCACGCAGAUGCCGAUUGCUUCGUCUGCGUCUUCCUGAGUCACGGCGAAGGCAAUCACAUUUACGCGUAUGACGCCAAAAUUGAAAUUCAGACCUUGACUGGCUUGUUCAAAGGAGACAAGUGUCAGAGCCUGGUUGGAAAACCCAAGAUAUUUAUCAUUCAGGCCUGUCGGGGGGACCAGCACGAUGUGCCCGUCACUCCUUUGGAUGUCGUGGACCACGGGACAGACAAGCUGGAUGCCAACGUGACCCAGGUGGAUGCGGCCUCCGUUUACACGCUGCCUGCUGGAGCCGACUUCCUCAUGUGCUACUCUGUCGCAGAAGGUUACUAUUCCCACCGGGAGACCAUCAACGGCUCGUGGUACAUUCAAGACCUGUGUGAGAUGCUGGCGAGGUUCGGCUCCUCCUUAGAGUUCACGGAACUCCUCACGCUGGUCAACAGGAAAGUGUCCCAGCGCCGAGUGGACUUCUGCAAGGACCCGAGUGCCAUUGGAAAGAAGCAGGUGCCCUGCUUUGCCUCCAUGCUAACGAAAAAGCUGCAUUUCUUCCCAAAAUCCAAGUGAGAGGGGCUCUUUUAUGUAUCUGUCUUCAAAAUAGAUUUCCUUUUUUACAUAAAUAAGUAUCAGUAGGUUUAAGCUUAUGGUACAACAAUUGAAGAUGUUUUAAGGUUUAAUGAGAGAGCUUUUUAAAAAAAUAGUUCCUAUUGGACAAGGUGCAAGGGUGUGCUCUGCAUAGAAAGGGAAUCUCAGGGACUGACUUAUAGAUCCCAGCCGCAAGGCUCUGCAGUGCUUGAUUUUCACAGGAAGCUGCAGGGUUGCGCAAACUGUCGGGCGAUGUAGCUUGUAUUUUAUAAGCAUUUAUCAUGUUUUUAAAGGAUUUCUGAAACCCAAGAAUUAUAAAGUUGUUUUCCAUUAUUUCAAAUUCAUGUUUUAUUAAAUUUUUCUAAUUUACAUUCUUA